This is a messenger RNA of Ipomoea nil (Japanese morning glory), 777 nucleotides long. RefSeq lists its product as uncharacterized. Lineage: Eukaryota; Viridiplantae; Streptophyta; Magnoliopsida; Solanales; Convolvulaceae. The transcript is spliced from 2 exons. Gene Ontology annotation, molecular function: nucleic acid binding. Bases 1 to 777 code for a protein of 258 amino acids. The record is from RefSeq and is a predicted model, not a curated record.
AUGGAUGGACUAAAGAAACGAAUAGAAGAAGAAGGUGGUGCAUGGGUGGACCAACUCGACCACAUCCUGUGGGCUCAUCGAACCACACCGCGACGGGGAACCGGGGAAACCCCAUUCAGCCUCACGUAUGGGUUCGAGGCCAAGGUCCCUAUCGAAGUCCUAUGCCCCACGAGUAGGGUGCAACAAUAUGAGGAUCCGGUUAAUGAGCAGCUACUGCAACUAGAAAAGAAUUUCCUCGAAGAGCGGAGAGACGCACCUCAGCACCGAAUGACGGAAUAUCAACGAGCUGUGAAAAGAUACCACGAUGCACACGUAGAGCCUAGGUACUUUGACAUAGGGGACAUAGUACUAACAGAUAGACAAGCCGCCCUACCAAAUCAAGGCGGGAAAAUAGCCAAGAACUGGGAGGGCCCCUACAGAGACUCGACAAUCAUCAGACCAGGCACCUACAAGUUGGAAACUAUGGAAGGCAAGCUGAUUGAGCGCAUUUGGAAUUCAAAUCGCCUCAAAAGAGAUCGGGAGACGUUCUCAAUAGCCACUGGUGGAUGGGCAUACUGCCAGAGAACGGGAGACGUUCUUAAUAAACCUUUGGUGGAACAUCAUACUGACAGAGAACGGAAGAUGCUCUCGAAAGUUGAGCAGGGUGGCCAAAAAGUUGAUGAGUUAAAACUAAAAUCAGCAUAUACAGAACAGAGCGACCAAUGCACCAACUAUCCGGUGUACAUAAACAAAAUAAAGCGACCAAGGCACCAACUAUCCGGUGUACAUGCAAAAUAA